Messenger RNA from Brassica oleracea var. oleracea, 1451 nucleotides. Its product is annotated as RING finger and CHY zinc finger domain-containing protein 1. The record is from RefSeq and is a predicted model, not a curated record. NCBI's taxonomy places the organism in Eukaryota, Viridiplantae, Streptophyta, Magnoliopsida, Brassicales, Brassicaceae. Gene Ontology annotation, biological process: ubiquitin-dependent protein catabolic process; protein ubiquitination. Gene Ontology annotation, cellular component: nucleus. The transcript is spliced from 12 exons. The coding region runs from base 391 to 1194 and encodes 267 amino acids. Gene Ontology annotation, molecular function: zinc ion binding; ubiquitin protein ligase activity.
CUCUUCUUUAAAGCUACCAGGCUUAUAACAAGAUUCACAAGGAGAGAGAGAGAAAAAGAAAAUAAAGCGAAAAGAUCCAAAGGCUUUAUUUCUUUCUCUCUUUCAUUUCAUCAAAAAUAGGAAGAUUGAAGAACUGUGUGUUCAUCUUCUUCGAUAAAAACAAGACCGUGGUGGGGUCUCUUUUUUGCAUUCCUGGCCUUGCGAUUCCGAUAAAAACCAUCGGAUUCAAAAGCCCAUUCAAUCCCAAUCCAAAUCCAAAUCCACUUGUUCUUCGCAUAAUAUAUAGAUAGAUAGAUAGAGAGAGAGAGAGAGAGAGAGAGAGUUACCUACCUUAUAGCCAUCUAUCUCUAUCUCUUUCUCUCUCUGUCGGCUUUGUCCCCUCCUGUUCUCAUGGAAGCCUCACCCAAUGAUCGUCUUCAUUUUGGCGUAAUGGCUUUCGGGUGCGACCAUUACAAUAGGAGAUGCCAAAUCAGAGCUCCAUGUUGCAACGAAGUCUUCCCUUGUCGCCAUUGUCACAACGAGAGCACUAGCACAUUGCGCAAUAUCUAUGACCGUCACGAGCUUGUUCGUCAAGAUGUUAAACAAGUGAUUUGCUCCGUUUGCGAUACAGAGCAGCCGGUAGCUCAAGUUUGCACCAACUGUGGUGUCAACAUGGGAGAAUACUUUUGCGAUAUCUGCAAGUUCUAUGAUGACAAUACUGCAAAGGAACAGUUCCAUUGUGAUGACUGUGGAAUUUGCAGAGUUGGUGGGCGUGAGAACUUCUUCCAUUGCAAGAAGUGUGGAUCUUGUUAUGCGAUUGGCCUGCGCAACAACCAUCGCUGCGUUGAGGAUUCAAUGCGGCAUCACUGUCCCAUUUGUUACGAGUAUCUCUUUGACUCUCUUAAAGACACAACAGUGAUGAAAUGCGGACACACAAUGCACUUUGAAUGCUAUCAUGAGAUGCUCAAGCGUGACAAAUUUUGUUGUCCGAUUUGCUCGAGGUCAGUGAUUGAUAUGUCCAAAACAUGGCAGAGAAUGGAUGAAGAGAUUGAAGCUACUUCUAUGCCUUCAGAUUACCGCGACAAGAAGGUUUGGAUACUGUGCAACGACUGUAACGACACAACAGAAGUAAACUUCCAUAUAAUCGGUCAGAAAUGUGGACAUUGUAGAUCUUACAACACCAGAGCCGUUGGACCUCCUGUUCUUCCUCAGUGACCAAACCAAACAUCUUUAUCACUUAUUGCCGCCACCAGAAAAGCAACCAAGAACUUCUUGUUGCAAAACAAAGAUUGUUGAUCAAUAUGAUUAUUAUUGGUCUCAAAAGCAAAGACUCACAUUUGUCAUCUUCAUGAUUCUUUUUGUUGUUGUCCUUAUAUGAUUAUAUGUUUAUUACCUACCAUUUAUAUUUGCGUGUGAGAAAGCCAGGAUAAUGUAUAAUAUACAUAUUCUUGAUCCAGGAAAAUUACCUGUGA